GGCGAGGCGGAAGUGGGCGGCGCUCAGGCUGAAGAGGAAAUGUCAGCCACUUGACUGUGGGCGAGUUUUCCUUCUAGUCACCACCACGGCUAUCGCCUCCGAGCGUGGGUCCCAGACCCUGGACGGCUGUGGCGGACGCCGUGUUUCCCGGUCCCUUCCAGACGCUGUCUGGCGAGAUCGGACGUUUACAGAUAUGGUCCAGAUCUGUACCUGAGUAACUUUGGUUAGCGUGAACAUUCAAUAAUGAGCGGUGCUGCUUUGGGACUCGAGAUUGUUUUUGUCUUUUUUCUGGCAUUAUUUCUACUUCAUCGAUAUGGAGACUUUAAGAAACAGCAUAGACUUGUAAUCGUUGGAACGCUGCUUGCUUGGUAUCUCUGCUUUCUUAUUGUCUUCAUACUGCCUCUGGAUGUUAGUACGACUAUAUACAACCGAUGCAAGCAUGCUGCUGCAAAUUCAAGCCCCCCUGAAAGUAGCAACGUUACAGGAUUAUAUGCAACUGCUAAACCUGUGCCAAGCCAACAUCCAUGUUUUAAGCCAUGGAGUUACAUUCCUGAUGGAAUCAUGCCAAUUUUCUGGAGGGUAGUGUAUUGGACAUCACAAUUUUUAACAUGGAUUCUCUUACCGUUUAUGCAGUCAUAUGCAAGAUCAGGAGGGUUUUCUAUCACAGGAAAGAUCAAGACUGCACUGAUUGAGAAUGCAAUCUAUUAUGGCACCUAUUUGCUGAUUUUUGGAGCAUUUUUAAUUUAUGUAGCUGUAAACCCACAUUUGCAUUUAGAAUGGAAUCAGCUUCAGACAAUUGGGAUAGCUGCUGCAAAUACAUGGGGUCUCUUUCUUCUUGUAUUGCUGUUGGGGUAUGGCUUGGUGGAAAUUCCUCGGUCAUACUGGAAUGGAGCAAAAAGGGGUUAUCUGCUUAUGAAAACUUAUUUUAAGGCAGCGAAACUGAUGACAGAGAAAGCAGAUGCAGAAGAGAAUUUAGAGGAUGUGAUGGAGGAAGUUCGUAAAGUGAAUGAAGGCAUCAAGUAUAACCAUCCACUGAGAAAAUGUGUUGACACAAUACUUAAAAAGUGCCCUGCAGUAUAUCAGGAAAAAAUGGGUAGGAACAUGGAUGAUUAUGAAGAUUUUGAUGAAAAGCAUAAUACCUACCCAACUGAAAAAAGUCUGGUAAAACUACAUAAGCAGGUAAUUUAUUCAGUUCAGAGGCACCGUCGAACUCAAGUACAAUGGCAAAUUCUUUUGGAGCAAGCAUUUUAUCUAGAAGACGUAGCGAAAAAUGAAACCAGUGUUACUCGUCAGUUUGUUCAUACCUUUCAAUCUCCGGAGCCAGAAAAUCGAUUUAUCCAAUAUUUUUAUAAUCCUACAUUUGAGUGGUAUUGGGAAUGCCUUUUGCGACCCUGGUUUUACAGGAUCCUUGCUGUGGUUCUGUCCAUCUUCUCUGUGAUUGUUGUGUGGUCAGAGUGCACAUUCUUCAGCACUACUCCUGUCUUAUCCCUCUUUGCAGUCUUCAUACAGCUGGCAGAAAAAACAUACAAUUAUAUUUAUAUUGAGAUUGCUUGUUUUCUUUCCAUCUUCUUCCUAAGUAUUUGUGUUUAUUCUACUGUGUUCAGGAUUCGUGUAUUUAACUAUUAUUACUUGGCUUCACAUCACCAAACCGAUGCUUAUAGCCUUCUUUUCAGUGGCAUGUUAUUUUGCCGUUUGACUCCUCCUUUAUGUCUUAAUUUCCUGGGUUUGACACAUAUGGAUUCAUCUAUUUCUCACCAGAAUACUCAGCCAACAGCUUACACAUCGAUUAUGGGUUCCAUGAAAGUUUUAUCCUUUAUUGCAGAUGGAUUCUAUAUAUAUUAUCCUAUGUUGGUGGUAAUUCUCUGCAUUGCUACUUAUUUUAGUUUGGGAACCCGUUGUUUGAAUCUGCUUGGUUUCCAGCAGUUCAUGGGAGAUAAUGAUAUGACAUCAGACCUAGUUGAUGAAGGAAAAGAAUUAAUCAGACGAGAGAAGAGAAAAAGGCAAAGGCAAGAAGAAGGUGAAAAUCGAAGAAGGGAAUGGAAAGAACGCUAUGGACACAAUAGAGAGGAUUCCACUAGGAACAGAAAUGUUCAUACUGAUCCAAAAGAGUUAAACUUCUCAGAUAUUAAUACUAACCGAUCAGUGUCCAAAUAUACCAGGGCUAAUAACAGGACAGAAAGGGACCGAAUAGAACUUCUCCAAGAUGCAGAACCUUUGGAUUUUAAUGCAGAAACAUUCACUGAUGAUCCUCUUGAACCUGAAUCAAGAAGAUAUCAGCCUGGUGGACGAUAUCUCUCAAUGUCUAACGUCGGAAUAUUUGAUGAUGUUUAAUACCUGAAAAAAUUUGGGGAACAAACUAACCAAUGUCAACAAAUCAAUUCAGUCUUUAUGAACAUUCUAUGUACCUAGGAGUUCCUCUCUACUUUCAGUGAAACAUGUCAGGAUAACAAAAACAGCACUGAAAAUUAAUUACAUUAUAGUAAUAAUAGUUUAUUGCUCAUUGAAUAGAAUAUUAUCUUUUCUAAAAAAAUUUAUUACAUACCAUUCCCUAAGCAUCUGCCUUAGAAGUACAGUUACAAUGGAAGAAUUUAAUCCAUGAUAAAGAUGAGAAUAUGUUGAGAAUAUGUAGAGCAGUUUGUUUCAAAUUAAGUUUUUUUCAGAGGAGUUGUUUUAAAGGUUCAAGGAAGCCAUAAGUCAUACUAAAUAAUAUUAUACAGUUUUAUUUUUGUGAUUUACAUUUUUGUUAUUUAAAAAAAAGUCCAACCUGUAUUUCCCAAAGAAAUACAAAUGAACGCAAACCUCAAGUAAUAACUAUAUUCGUAAAAUCCGUGUCUUAAAACGGGCUUACUUACCAGACAUAAUUGAAUGUAAAAAGUGCAUUUCAAAUCUGUUUGCAAAUUAGUGGGGGGUUUGCAUGUAUUAUUAAGAUUAUACUUCAUGAUAGGUGUUAGUGUCUUUGGCAUGUUUAUUAAAACCAGAUGAUACAUUAUUGUUACAGUCUUUGUAGUAACUGGGCUUGCUUAUGCAUUUGGUAUUGCUUUGUAAAAGAUUUUCAUUUUAGAAAAGACUUAAGUGUUAAUCAUGCCAUUCAAGGAUAAAUCUUAAGCAUUAAUGGGAAAUAGUUUUGUUUUUUUUUUGUUUAGUAGCCAAAGAGUUCCACAAUAUUCUCUGAUAUUUUCAGGUACCUGGUUAUACUUUUUGGUUAAAAAAAAAAAUUGGUUAUUUAAAGGUAAAAAGCCAAGUCCAUUUAUUGUUAGUACUGACACUUAAAAUGUGAUUAACCUUUGUAUUUAAGCCAAAUUAGGUAUUAUAUUUUAAAUCACCGCUGCACAUGGUUGAGUACAACAUGCUUGCAGGGAGUGUUUUUUAUAUUUGUGAAAUACGUGCAGCUCUUAGAUUUAUGCCGCAGUGGGUGACCAUACUUGAGCUUGCCCAGUAUAGUGUGUAAAUAUUCGUAGUGCUCAUUUUCAUCCUCAAAUAUCCCAGGUUGAAGAUGAAUUGUAUGGUUACUUUGACAAUAUGAUUAUAUGCUCCUUGAAGGCAAUUUUUCCUUGUAUUAUAAAUUUAAAAUUUUUAUUUCCCUCUCUAAUGAGUAUCAUCAUGUAAAUUUUUAAAAGACACAGUUCUAUGCAGGUAGUGAAAGGAAUAGUGUAUCAUCUUAAUUAACCAAAAAAAAAAACACAUAAUUUUUUUUUUUGAUCUUUGAGUUUCUAUGAUCUUUGAGAUUAGAUUCUCUAUAAAAUAAUUAUCAGUAGAUAGAUUUGCUCUCAGUUCAAGUUCAUAUAAAAACUCAUUUGAGGGGACACACACACACACACACACAACUUUUUAUUGUGAAAUAUGGUCAAAGAGCAUAGAAUAGGCCAGGAGCAGAGAUAAUGCAACUGUAAUUUCAUGAUUGACUGACUGAAUACCUUGGGCAAAUCACAACCUUUCAGUGCCUCCGUUUCUUCAUUUGCAGAAUGAAGAUGAUACUUGCUAUUUACUUACUCUACUGACCUACCUACCUCACAAAGUGUUGUGAGGGAGUUGAGAUGAUGUUAUGUAUUGGAGUUUAAGAGGACAAAACAAGUUAUUAGUUGUGCUGUUUCUCAUAGUGGUACCUGAAGAUACUAGAUCGGGGAAAUGAUCUUCCCAGAAAAGGGUCCCGUUUGUUAUUAUUAUAGUGAUGAGAUCCCCAGUGCAUAAACUGUUUUUGGACUAAUUCAUGAAAAGUUCUGUGAAAAUAGUGUUUUUAUUUAGUCUUUGGGUUUACUUUGGAAUAUUUUCCUAAGUAAGGUGUGUCUCAUCAGGUUUUUUCAUGAAACUCAGAUGCUAUUGUUGAAGUAGAAGCAGAAAAAGGGAAGAAACUAUCCAGUUACUUUUAUAACUAGUUUUUAGAAUACUCUAAGAUAAAUUGGUAGAAAUGGGUAAGGAAACAUUACCACUUUCCUUUGUUGUUAAAUUUUUAUGGUUAUAAUAAUUGAAGUAUAUGUAUAUGUAAACACAUACUUCACAAACACUAUAGAUCCUUUUAUAACUUUUGAGUUAUUUUAAAAAUAAUACUUGGUUGUUAGAAUCAUUCAGAGUAUUUAAUCUUUUAAACAAAAUUUGUCUUACAGGAUUUUGUAUAUAAUCAUAUAGAAAGGUUAUUUUGCUGGGUAAAUUUGACUUCAGAAGGUAAUGAUUUCACCCUUGAAAACUGAGUUUAUUGCUGGGGAACUAAGUUAAUAUUUGUUAAGUCUCCUUGUGUAAAAAACUAGUAGUUACAAGCAAUUUUUCUGUUUUGAGAAGAUUAUCAAAAUGUAAUAACAUCUACUGCAAAAUAUUAUUACUAAGGUCACACACUUUGCAUGCAAAGUACAUUUCUUGAAGAAUUAUAUCUGACAAUUAUUUUUUGAUGCCUUUCUUGCAAGAUAAUAUCUCAUCUAAAUUUUCUAAAUUACUUUUUAAAUAGUUGUUAGGUAAGGAUAUUCAGCAGGCCAAUAAUUUAGAAUAACUAUUGCAGAAAGUAACAGUAAUCCAUUAAUUUCAUGAAUCAUUUCUGUUAUUAAUUAACUUUUUUACUACUUUAAUAAUUUGCUAUUAUCAAUAGAGCAUUUUUAUAAAAAAAGAAAUAAAGUAUAACUUUAAUUAUUAAAAUUUGCUCUCUUACCAGAUGAAUACAAGGGCUUUAAAAUAAUUUCAUCACAUAAGAGACCCUCAUUUUACAGCAGUGGUAAGAGCUGAGUCAAAAAUUUCAAGGGUUUUCCCUUUUCCCUUUGUAAAGAAUAGAUCAGAGAAUUCACAGUCCAAACAUUCAAAAAGAAAUGUUGCUAGUACAUUUGUUUGGGACUCUACUGCUUAAUUAGAUUAUUAGUUCUGAAAUUUAAGCUGAAUAUGUACCCAAAUUAAAUAUGGAUAAUUAAAUAUGGAUAGGAAAGUCAACAUGUGUGGUCUUUUAGAGUAUAUUUUAUCAUAGUAAUGAAGGAAUUCAAUUUAUGUUCAAUAACCUCAUUUUAUAUUGCUUUAAUAAGUAAGACUAGGGAAUAUUCUUGAUAGUAUAUUGAGAAAAAUAAGGUCUCUUAUUUACAUUGCUCAGUAUGUUUUGUGAGUUUCAUACUUGUGAUUUGAAUGGACCAUGCCUGAAAAUCACGAGAAUAAGUAUAUUUGCACUAAGAGACAAAACCUGCCCUUGAAAUACUUUAAUAUACUUGAAUCUGCAAAAUACAGUGGACUGUAUUAAGAUUGGAUUUAAGGUUUUGUCUUUCAUUUCUUUUCUUAUUUUCUCUCUCCUUUUAAACCUUUCUUCCUUCCUGGGGCCUCUCUUUUACAGUAUGAUUUUUAAUGUGCUGACAGGUUUUCUUUUAUCUGCACAGUUGUUUUCGAUGGGUAGUAUACUCAAAAGGAACUAGUUCCAACUACAGAUCCCACCACUUCAGGGGUGGCCAACAUUUCUUUUUUCUCUGACACACAUUGAAAGGAUAAGAGUUGUCUUUGGCCACCCAUUAAAUACAUAAACACUAAGGAAAGCUGAUGAGCUGUGGGCAUACUUUUUGCAAUAUCCAACACCACAGAUAAACAAAAAAAGUCCACACAGAAUCAGUGUGGAGCCAGCAGACCACAGACUGGACACUCCUGCACUACUUUGAAAUAGUAGUAAUUUACCUAAAGUAGUCAAAUAGAUUUUGCUCAACAGCUAAGCAACAUCUCAAUGUACAUGUGAAGUAUGCUGGGUCAGUGUGUUUUAGUUCACUAAGAAGGCAUUUCAGUAAAAUGAAUCAUUUUUCAGUGUCAUGUUUUUGCAUAAAGAUGGACUUCUAAAAAAUAUGAUUAUAAGAAGAUCCAAAACAUUAAGAAUGUUGAGACCCCUUUUUACAAAAAGGCAUUAGUAAAUAACAAGCAUCAUCAAAAUUUUUCUCAGCAGAGUUGGGCAAUAUAAGAAGAAGAGGCCCUUCUAAAAUGUGAAUUUCCCUCUGUGCAAGGCACUUUUCCUGCCCAGGCAGUGUGUUCCCUUUUCCCACUUUUCCCGACUCUAGAAACCUAACCCUGUGAGCCAUUUCUCCAACAGGCACUAGUGCUGCCGGGUCUUCCUUCUCACCUCCAGUCCCUUCCAUGCUCACCUUGGUCUAACUAAAAUUUUAUUUCCAUUUUCAAGAGAUUUUUCCACUGAGGUUGAUAGAGCCCUUGCUGUAAUUUUAAAAUCUGUUAAUCGAGUAAGACUAUGGGCAUGUUCCUCUUCACAUCGAUAUCCUGAAAGACAUUUGUUUUUUAUGUGUUCCUAGGGGAAAAUUAAAUUUUUUUCAAUGAAAAUAUUUUCUUUUGUGGUUAUCUUGAUCUCAAAUCAUUUUGUAUUGUAAAAGAAUUUUACUAUACUUGGCACAAAAGAGUAGAAAUAAUGGUUUAUGAUGACAGACGUAUAUGGGGUAAAGUCAUAAUUUAUUAAUCUGACUGUAUAACACCAUUUAGAGUUGAUAUUGACAUAAAUUGUAUCAACCUACUCAUUUGGAGCUAUAAUUUCUCAAAAGAAUGCUUGCUAGCAUCUUCCCUACAUAGUAUAUCAAGUUGUAGGGGAGAGACUGUGUAUUUAUUUUUUAAAAGCAAUCCAAUGGAUUUUUUUGUUCAUAUUUUGAAAAUAACUUAAAAGAUUUUUCUCAUUUUAGAAGGCAUAGAAUAUGUGGGCCUGUCUUUUAAAUUACUAUAAUAAUAUAUAUUUAUAAAUUAUAGCAUUGAAAAACACAAAAGAGAUCUAAUGUUGAUGUUGUUACUUCCUGGUAUUUAAUUUUUAUAAAUGUUUUUGUAUGUAACUAAUUAUAGUAUUGCUUUUAAAUAGUUUGAAAAUCUUUCUGAAAUAAGUUCUGCCCAGAGCCAUUUCCUUAGGACAAUAUGUAGUCUUACGUGAAUUUGAAAUACUCCUGUGUCUCUGCAGUAUCUUUUUAUAUACACCAGUACUCAAGCAAAGUGUAUCAAAAGUGCUUGUUAUUUUGCCUUUAUCUGAUUCAGUUAAUUGGGUGAAAUAGAAGAUUAAUCUUUUCAAAUGUGCAUCUGAUCAUAAUUUUUUGAAAUGUUAACUAUGUUCAUUUUUGGUGCAUGAUGCCAAAUUUAUCUUUAAUCAGCCGUUAGAACCUAAUAUGUAAUGACACAUGUUUUCCUGUCUGACCAGUGGGUUGUAGAUUUAACUGUUUUUUCUUUGCACAUUCUCACUACAUUUUCAAAUGUGUAUUUGGACAAAGCUACAGAGUGCUACUGUCAGUAAGUUAGCUUUAUCUGUGCAUAAUGUUCUCUCAGUUGGGUUUUUAUAGACUCAUUGACUUGCAGGUCCUUUGUAGUAUUUUAAAUUAUUGUGAUGUAAUGAAAGUUUUGAAAUGUUUAUUUGAUUAGUUGUUAAAAUAUAGGAAAUUAUGUAGCUUUGCAUGAAAUAAACAUUUCUACAAGUUAA
Molecule: messenger RNA, 7897 nt
Organism: Nycticebus coucang (slow loris)
Lineage: Eukaryota; Metazoa; Chordata; Mammalia; Primates; Lorisidae
Gene: LMBRD2
Product: LMBR1 domain containing 2
Exons: 18
Coding region: 244-2331 (695 amino acids)
Biological process (GO): adrenergic receptor signaling pathway
Cellular component (GO): membrane
Source: RefSeq, a predicted model, not a curated record